AUGAAAACAAAAUUGGAUGACGACAAAACACACAUAAGCAGCAGUUGUAGUUCAUCUGAUAUAAGACAAUUUCAACGCUCCACACUAAAAGAAACGGGCAAAAAACAAAGAAAAUACCGUAAAAGCACCCUUAUCAAAGAUUCAUUGCUGAGUUUGAUCAAGUUUAAUAAACAUUCUACGGAUGAAGCUCCACGAAUAAUAUACGUGAACAAUGAAGAACUUAACGAUCAGCAACGUUUUCCGUCAAACUCUGUAUCCACAGCCAAAUACAAUUUUAUUACUUUCUUACCAAAGUUCUUAUAUGUCGAAUUCAGUAAAUCAGCAAAUAUUUUCUUCUUGUUCAUAUCUGGCAUUCAGCAAAUACCCAAUAUCUCACCAACGUCAAGAUAUACAACCAUUUUACCCCUUGUUAUAGUAUUACUUAUCACAGCGAUCAAAGAAAUUAUUGAGGAUUUCGGCGUGCAUAAAUCAGAUAGAGAAUUGAACAGGCGAAAAUGUAAGAUUCUUGAAGGUAAUAAAUUUGUUGACAAACGAUGGCACGAACUUAGAGUGGGCGACAUAUGUCGUAUAGACAAUACAGAGUUUUUCCCAGCCGAUUUGAUCCUGCUGAGCAGUUCUGAGCCAGAAGGAUUAUGCUAUAUUGAGACUAGUAAUUUGGAUGGCGAAGUGAAUUUGAAGAUAAAGCAAGCACUACCAGAAACUGCCGUCAACAUAUCACCGCAGCAAAUUGCUACAAUGUCUGGCAUAAUCAAGUCAGAGCAACCCAAUAACCGACUCUACAACUAUGAUGGAACGCUUACCACAACACAUUCUGACUCCGGAAAAUCAAAAGACUUACCAUUAGAUCCGAGCGUUUUAUUGCUCAGAGGAGCUCAACUCAGAAAUACAAGCUGGGUAUACGGUAUUGUUGUCUUUACAGGACAUGAAACAAAGCUGAUGUUAAACUCGAGUAAAAAACCUACAAAAGUAUCGAAUGUUACGCGUAUCACGAACAGAAAUAUUCUCUAUUUAUUCGCCAUGUUAGUUGCUAUGAGUGUAUUAUGUUCAGUUGGUAAUUUAGCAAUGUCUAUCAAAGAAGGAGAUAAAAGAGACUAUAUUAUGAUUCCAAUAGCUGAACGUGGCAAAGAAUUUGGAUUGAACAUUUUAACAUUUAUGAUUCUAUUCAACAGUUUUAUUCCAAUCAGUCUUAUGGUUACAAUGGAAAUUGUCAAAUAUGUUCAGGCUAUUAUGAUAGACAACGACCUGGACAUAUAUUAUGAAAAAACAGACACACCUGCCGUCGCUCGUAGCAGCAGCCUCAUCGAAGAGCUUGGUCAAGUGGAGUAUGUGUUUUCCGACAAAACAGGUACCUUAACCUGUAACGAAAUGGAAUUCCGCGAGUGCUCCAUCGCUGGCUUAUCCUACGCAACCUAUCCUGAUCCGGAUAAACGACCUAUAUCUGAUAACGAUACCCACGGACAAUAUUCGUUCGGGCAGUUACAAUUACACCUCGAGAAUACGUCUACCGAAAACCAAGACCGACAAUACAUACUUAAUGAAUUCCUCACCUCACUUAUGACAUGCCACACUGUUAUUCCCGAAGUUAAUGAAGAAAAUGGGAAAAUCAUAUACCAAGCCUCUUCACCUGAUGAAGGUGCACUUGUAAAGGGUGCCAACGAGAUUUUUGAUUACAAAUUCAUUGCUAGAAAGCCCCACACUAUUAUUUGUUCCAGACGAGGUAUAGAAGAAGAAUAUCAAAUCUUAAAUGUCUGCGAAUUCAAUUCAACUCGAAAGCGAAUGUCAGUUGUUGUGCGUGGCCCAGACGGCAAAAUCAAAUUGUAUUGUAAAGGUGCCGACACCGUUAUUUUGGAACGGCUUAAUCAGCAUCGCAAUUUAUACACUAAAUCAACACUUGAGCAUCUAGAGAAUUUUGCAUCGGAAGGACUCCGCACUUUAUGUUUUGCUAUGCGCGAUAUUCCAGAAGAAGAAUAUAAAAAAUGGUCAACUAUUUAUGAUAAAGCAUCAACAACUUUGAUUAACCGUGCUCAAGAAUUGGAUGAUGCCGCAGAAUUGAUAGAAAAGGACAUGUUUCUGUUAGGCGCGUCAGCUAUCGAAGAUAAGCUACAAGACGGAGUGCCUGAGACAAUUCAUACAUUGCAUGAGGCCAAUAUAAAAGUAUGGGUACUGACAGGCGACAGACAAGAAACAGCUAUUAAUAUCGGAUAUAGUUGCAAAUUAUUGACAGAAGAGAUGGAUUUGAUUAUUUGCGAUGAGCAGGAUCACUCAGCUACCAAAAUUUUUCUGGAAGAAAAAUUAGCACACAUUAUGACCGUGUCAAAGCAUUCUUCGCAUGAUUCAUUUGCUUUCGUUAUUGAAGGAAAGGCGCUAACGUAUGCUUUGGAGAAAGAUCUCGAAAGAACCUUUUUUGAAGUUGCUACACGUUGUAAAGCAGUUGUUUGUUGCCGUGUCUCUCCGUUACAAAAGGCAUUGGUAGUUAAGGUUGUAAAAAAGUUUUCGAAAUCUAUUCUUUUGGCUAUUGGCGAUGGUGCUAAUGAUGUAUCAAUGAUUCAAGCUGCUCACGUGGGUGUUGGUAUUAGCGGUGUCGAAGGUUUACAAGCGGCCCGAAGUGCAGAUUUUGCCAUUUCUCAAUUCCGAUUUUUAAAAAAAUUACUCUUGGUCCAUGGUUCUUGGGCUUAUCAGAGGUUGAGUAAAAUGAUAUUCUUUUACUUUUACAAAAAUGUAGCGAUGUACUUGACACAAUUUUGGUAUGCAAUUUUCAAUGGCUUCUCAGGACAAACACUAUAUGAAUCUUGGACGAUGUCCUGUUUUAAUGUGUUCUUCACCUUCUUACCACCCAUGGCUGUGGGUAUAUUUGACCAAUUUACAUCUGCACGGCUUUUGGAUAAGUACCCUCAAAUGUACAUGCUAGGUCAGUCGAAUGAAUUUUUCAAUCAAAAGAGGUUCUGGGGCUGGAUUAUCAAUGCUGUUUAUCAUUCUGCCAUGCUGUAUUUUAUUGGCAUGGCUGCUUUCAUCGAUGAUUCGGUUUUCCAGAAUGGAUAUUCAGGUGGACAAUGGUGGGUAGGAACUACCAUCUUUACGGCAACCUUGGCCACCAUUGUAUGGAAAGCAGCUUUAAUAUCAGAUAUUUGGACAAAAUAUACUUUUCUAGCCAUUCCAGGCUCAAUGGUUAUUUGGUUUAUUUUCCUUCCAUUAGUUGCUUAUGUUGGUCCUUUACUUCCUUGGGAAAUAUUUAUGGAAUACUACAAUAUUGUGCCACGUCUUUAUGGAAACAUUAACUUUUGGUUGUUUAUUAUUGCGGUACCUUUGGCUUGUAUUCUACGUGAUUACGUGUGGAAAUACGCUAAGCGAAUGUACAGACCUCAAAGUUAUCAUUACAUUCAGGAAAUUCAAAAGUUUAAUUUUCCAGAUUACAGACCUCGUAUGGACCGUUUCAGACGCGCUGUGAACAAAGUGCGUAAAAUUCAAAGGCUAAAACAAUCUCGUGGUUAUGCAUUUGCUCAGAAUGAAAACGAUCAAACAAGAAUAAUUCGUAUGUAUGAUACCACACAACAAAAACCGUCGGGCUAA
Molecule: messenger RNA, 3567 nt
Organism: Mycotypha africana
Lineage: Eukaryota; Fungi; Mucoromycota; Mucoromycetes; Mucorales; Mycotyphaceae
Exons: 8
Coding region: 1-3567 (1188 amino acids)
Biological process (GO): phospholipid translocation; endocytic recycling; intracellular protein transport
Cellular component (GO): plasma membrane
Molecular function (GO): ATP hydrolysis activity; magnesium ion binding; ATPase-coupled intramembrane lipid carrier activity
Source: RefSeq, a predicted model, not a curated record